CUUGCCCAUCACUAUAGUUGCGAAAGUUUGUAAACGCGUUGUGUGUAGGUGUGCCUUUCAUUGUUUUGAUUUGUGUGAUGUGUUGUCCGAAUGGACACAUGUGAAUAUUAGGUUUUCGCACACGUCCACCAGCCGUCCGCACAUCUGGGAGGAAGGACUGAUGUGUGACUCUCGCGAGUAGCCGCGCUGGCGGGAGGAUGCAGCGGCUGCUCAGGUGUCCGCGAUGAGUGAUAUCAAACUGGACCCAAACUUCCUGGUCAGCCUGAAAAGAGAACCGGAACAGCGCACUAUCGAGGAUCUUCACACGUUGUUCGAGACCCUGCAGGAGUUCGAAGCGCUCUCCAACCUCCGUGAAGCGGCGCUGCGCUCGCUCUGCAAGGCCAUACGAUACGAGCGAAGAGAUAAGGACGAUAUACUAUAUUUUCGCGGGGAGCGGGCGUCAUGCUGGUACAUCCUCAUCUCUGGCUACGUCUUCAUUGAUGGCUCCAUGUUCUGCCCCGGAUCAAGUUUCGGCAAGCGGAUCGGUCAGCGGGUGAACGAUUGCGUCAUCCUGGAGCCGGCGGAAAUGAUUGUGAUUGACUACCCGGACAGUAACCUCAUGUAUAGCGGCCAGAGACGUUCGUGUACCGCCGCAAACCUGGAGCGACUGCUGGCGCUUGAACAGGAGGAGGUCAGCAUUCACUCGCGGCUUGCCAAUAUGGAGGAUCCGCAGGUGCUGGUGAACAACAUGCACCUGCUAUCGCUGUACAAGAACACGGGCUCUCGGUGUUCGUCAGACACCAGUUCGGCCUACAGCGGAUCAGAUACCAUGCAGUCACUACAAUCGAGUAUUGACCCGGCCGAGGAUGUAGAUCUGACCGGUCUGAUUGAGUCCACCGUGGACUCUGAUGAAGACGAGGAGGAUCUGAUGGCCACCAUGGACUCCAUCAACCCGCGUGACGCGGUCCGGGAGUGUCUGGAAACAGACCCGGCCAACCGUACAGAAGACGACGUGGAAAUACUGCUCGAGUUCACCCAACACCUGCGGGCGUUCAGUAAUAUGACGCUCAGCGUGCGGCGCGCCCUCUGCAGUGUGAUGGUGUUCGCUGUGGUGCAGAAGGCGGGCACGACAGUGAUGCAAGACGGCGAGGAGCUGGACUCGUGGUCGGUGAUUGUCAACGGUCAGGUGGAAAUCAGCGGACCCGGCCUGCCCACCACCGAGCUGGGACUAGGAGAUAGUUUCGGUAUCACUCCGACCAUGGAGAAGCUGUAUCACCGUGGUGUGAUGCGAACAAAGUGCGACGACUGUCAAUUCGUCUGUAUCACCCAGACAGACUACUAUCGGAUACUGCAUCAGGGCGAAGAGAACACCCGACGCCAUGAAGAGAACGGCGAGGUCGUUCUGGUCACCGAACACAGGAUCCUGGACGCCGGAUCCGGGAAGGGACACUGUGUCAUCAAGGGCACGCCCGAGCGGCUGAUGACGCAGCUGAUGGCUGAAAACUCGCUCAUCGAUCCGUACUACGUGGAGGACUUCCUGCUAAUCAGGAGAAUCUUUCUGCCGGAGGCGACGACUCUGUCGAAUCAGUUGAUGGAAUGGUUCCGUGACCCCGAGUACCGUGAUCGGGUCACGCGGGUCGUACUCCAGUGGGUCAAUAGUCACUUCAUCGACUUUGAAACCGACCCGGCCAUGAUGGACUUUCUGGAACGCUUCGAGGCGUGUCUGGAGAGCAAUAAAAUGCACGGACAGUUGGGCCUUCUCAACUUCGAGUGUGCGGCCAAGUCUCGCGUGCGUGUGGUCACUCUGGCACGCCCGAAUCGUGAUGAGCCGCUGCCGUUCUGCCUGCUGGGCGGCUAUGAGAGGAACUUCGGCAUCUUUGUCACCAAGGUGGAAAAAGGCAGCAAGGCAGAAGAUAUUGGCCUGAAGCGUGGCGACCAAAUUCUUGAGGUGAAUGGUCAGAGUUUCGAGCACAUCUCGCACCCGCGCGCUCUGGAGGUGCUCAGAGGCACCACCCAUCUCAGUAUCACCGUCAAAAGCAACCUCCUCGCGUUCAAGGAGAUGCUCCAGACGCCGGAGGACGCGAUCCGACCCCGCCAGAGGAAGGGCUCUGAGAUCUCCGGCCUCAACAACUACCAGAGGCCCCGGCUGCCCGGAUCGAACCCGGCCGGCACCGCGGCACCGACCUCAGAGAACGACCCGACUCAGAAGGACAAAAAGGAGGCGAUCCACAAGACGUUCGCCACGCUCGGGCUGCGCACCAUCAAGUUCAGGAAGGCGCUGAUCAAGGCCAUCACGCACAAAACUCCACUACAAGCGCACCACUCGGACGACACGCUGGUACCGGGCGGCGGCGGCAGCGCAGGGGACGGCCCACCCACCCCCGGAGCCAUGUAUCACUCUCACAGUAACCCGGACCUCAGUCAGCUCAGCUACGACGAGUGGAAGUUCGACUAUCCGGAGCACGUGCUAAAGGUGUACAAGGCCGACCAGAGCUGCAAGUACCUGCUGGUGCAUAAGGAGACCACGGCCCGCGAGGUGUGCAUGCUGUCUCUGCGGGAGUUUGGUAUCACGGAUCCGAGCAGUAAUUACAGUCUGUGUGAGGUCACGGCCGGAGCCGGCGGAGUGAUCAAACAGAGACGACUGCCCGACCAGAUGCAGAAUCUGGCGGAGAGAAUCGGACUGGGAAGCAGGUACUACUUGAAGAACAACCAGGUGACGGAGCCUCUGGUGCCUGACGAGCUGGCGGCAGAGCUGCCGCGAGAGGGGAGCGUCCACUUCCUGCAGCUGAACGCUCUGGAGGUGGCCGUCCAGCUUACACUGGACGACUUUAGCCUGUUCCGACAAAUCGAGGCCACCGAGUAUGUGGACGAUCUGUUUGAGCUGAAGAGCCGCUACGGAACGCCCGGACUGAGGCAGUUCGCCGAGCUGGUGAACCGUGAGAUGUUCUGGGUCAUCACUGCAGUCUGUGGCGAACACAACGUCGUCAAACGAAUGAAGAUCGUCAAACAGUUCAUCAAAGUCGCCCGCCACUGCAAGGAGUGCAAGAACUUCAACUCUCUCUUCAACAUCGUCUCCGGCCUCAGCCAUGGGGCGGUGGGGAGGCUGAAACAGACCUGGGACAAGCUGCCCACCAAGUACCAGAAGAUCUACAACGAUAUGCUGGGUCUGAUGGAUCCCAGCAGGAACAUGUCCAAGUACCGCAACCUCAUCACCUCGGAGCACGUUCAGCCCCCGCUGAUUCCGUUCUACCCGAUCGUGAAGAAGGAUUUGACGUUCAUCCACCUGGGUAACGAUACAUGGGUGGACGGCCUCGUCAACUUCGAGAAGCUCAGGAUGAUCGCCAAGGAGGUGCGCUCUCUGUCCGACAUGUGUUCGGUGCAGUACGACGCCUGCUCCAUGCUGGAGCUGGCCGGUCACUCCGGACUGGGACAACUGACACUCACCGCACAGAGGAACGCCACCGUCAAACGACGCAGGAAGUCGCAGGCGCAGUCCAACCCCAAGAAAAUGUUCGAGGAGGCUCAGAUGGUGCGCAGGGUGAAGGCCUACCUGGGCAACCUGAGCGUCGUACAGGAUGAGGAGAAGCUGCUUCAGAUGUCACUCGAGUGUGAGCCGCCGCCGGCCGGCUCAUCCACCACCACCACACGACGGCGUCACCCGUCCCGGCCUACGCUCUCCACAGUGUCAUUUCUCCGUCUAAUUACCCUGUGUUCUGUUGUACAGACGGCGUCACCAGACGUCCCCUACCCUCUCCACAUU
This is a messenger RNA of Amphibalanus amphitrite, 3739 nucleotides long. Its product is annotated as rap guanine nucleotide exchange factor 6-like. Gene Ontology annotation, cellular component: plasma membrane; apical plasma membrane. Gene Ontology annotation, biological process: positive regulation of GTPase activity; Ras protein signal transduction. Gene Ontology annotation, molecular function: guanyl-nucleotide exchange factor activity; protein binding. The record is from RefSeq and is a predicted model, not a curated record. The transcript has 28 exons. The annotation marks the transcript as partial. Lineage: Eukaryota; Metazoa; Arthropoda; Thecostraca; Balanomorpha; Balanidae.